Molecule: messenger RNA, 5996 nt
Organism: Falco peregrinus (peregrine falcon)
Lineage: Eukaryota; Metazoa; Chordata; Aves; Falconiformes; Falconidae
Gene: GNG7
Product: G protein subunit gamma 7
Exons: 3
Coding region: 1041-1247 (68 amino acids)
Biological process (GO): G protein-coupled receptor signaling pathway
Cellular component (GO): heterotrimeric G-protein complex
Molecular function (GO): G-protein beta-subunit binding
Source: RefSeq, a predicted model, not a curated record
GUCCUGAAGCGUGGCCGGGUUCCCUGACCCACACCAGCAGCCCGGGCUGGAAGGUGAUGCGGGUCCUGCUUGGCUCUGCAGAGCCUGGGACCACACGGCUGCAGUGCCGGUGCCAACCCAACCACCCCGAUCUGGCUUGGCCAGUCUGGACUGGGAGCCAUGGAGGAGCCUUAGGGAUGGGCAGCCACUGCGGGCUGCAGCUGGAGGAGGAUCUGCAUCCAGCAAGACUCCCCUUGAUGUUUCUGAGAGCUCGGCUGCUGAAAUUUGUACUUGGAAGUUUGACGCGCUGUAAGAGGAACCGCGCCAUCAGCACGGCAUGCGGGGAGCCACUCGCUCAGUUCCCAGUUCCCGGAGGGAGUCCUGCAUCGUGGCUGCUGGGUGACAGAAGCUGAGGAGGAAGCAGAAGCUGCUGCUGCAGAUUUUGCUGCUAUAAAACUACUGACUGUGCUCAGUGGAGAUGGACGCUGCACUUUAUGCUUGGGAGAGGCAAAGUGCAUCGCUGCCGUAGGCGGCGCAGGGUCUCACUGGCUGGCAGGUGAUGGUGGAUAGCUGGAGAGCGGUUGGCAGCACAGGGGCAGGAAAAGGCAGGUGCCUGCCGGCUUUGACACUGUAAUGACCCCAGUAAAGCGUCAUUUCUGAUUUUGAAGUGUUGCUUUUGCUUUGCAAAGACACCAUGAAACUGGGCUACAGGGAGAGCAGGGAGUAAAACUUCUCCCCCGUGCCAAGGACUUUUAAGACACUAGUUUGAUAAUUCCUGCCGUGCAGCAGGACUCUCCAUGCUGUGCUUGGCAAAACUCAUCCUUUCUUCAGCCCCGCUGGUGUCCCCUGUGCAGCCCGAGCCACAGGAUGCUGCAGGAACGGGCACACAGGCUUUGCAUCUCCCGGUGCUGCAGCAGAUGCAGAAGUUCCCUUAAGUAACUUGCCCUCGACUGAUUCAUCAGCCUUGUUCCAUAAACAGGAAGCUGGGAAAGUACAAGCAGGUGAUCUCGUGCUGCUGCAAACUAUUCUCGCGUGCUGGGGCCUGGAGCCGAUGGCAGACAAUGUCCACAACUAACAACAUAGCGCAGGCCCGGAAGCUGGUGGAGCAGCUCCGCAUCGAAGCCGGCAUCGAGAGGAUCAAGGUCUCAAAAGCAUCUUCUGAGCUAAUGAAUUACUGCGAGCAACAUGCCAGGAAUGACCCGCUGCUGGUUGGAGUGCCUGCUUCGGAGAAUCCCUUUAAGGACAAAAAGCCUUGUAUCAUCCUAUAGUUUUCCUCGCUCCGGCACAUGCGAUCUCUCAGGCAGGGCACCGUUCUCCAUCGACUGAAACCAAGCUACAAACUUACAACUGCGCCAAGGGGUAAACACUAAAUGUUGGGUUCAAAUAGGACUUAAAGCUCAAAAAAAAAGACACAAAAAAAAAAAGACAAAAGACAAAAAAAUUGCAAGUGGUUUAGGGAAGGGUGUCUACUCCUGGGCAGAUGCCGCACUGAGAGGGGUCAAAAUUUGAAAACAGAAAAAAAACAACAACCUGGGGUUGAAGGGUGGGGGAAGCAUUUUUAAUAGUGGCAUUUGAAAUUGGUACCAGGGUGGUGGAGGCAGCGGGGGGGUAUUGUGUUUGCCAGUGGGAUGCAAGACCUGAGUUAUCGCGACCUUGCUCAUAGAAGCUUUGAAGAAAGCUCUGAGUGGGUCUGAUCCAAGUAGUUUCCAAUUAGCGCAUCAUUGCAGGAAUUCGCUCUGUUUCUUGAGAGGGAACAAGGGAGAGGAGUCCAGGUGGGGAGCUAUUUUGUAGAAAACUAGUACGAAAAAGAAAAAAAAAAACCCAAAACCAACAACCCCAAACCAAAACACAGCUUGGAAAAUUGCUGUUGCAAAUGGGUAAAGCGAGGCUGGGGGGCAGGAGGAUGGAGGCUGGGGGGCUCCCUCCCCACGCUGCAUGGGGGCUCCCUCCCCACGCUGCAUGGCUCCACUCGGACGAGGGCACGGCACCGCAGGGAAACGCUCUCCAGCAUCAGAUCCAUCAGCCAAGAGAGUUUCCGUGAGCAAUGUUAGGAAGCCCGGGGCAUGGGAGAGGCCAGACUCAGGCCCCUCUGAUCGCUUCUGGGGUUUCUCUGUGCUGUUACCACUGUUUUUUCCAAACGGGACUGUACCAGGGGCAGGGGGAGGGAAGGGGCUUUCUGUUGAGCAGUAUCACAUGAGAAACUUUUUAAAAUUGGCCUUUUGGAGAGUUUGAGUCCAAAACACUAAAAUUGGCAGGUUUACCAGCAUUUCCCAUUUCCCUUUUUUUCACUGAGAGUGGCAAGUGGAAUUUGUUCCGCUAAACCCAGUUGGCUCGGGGAGAUGAGGGUAAGACUGCAGAAGAAAUAAUUCAUUUCGCAUCCCUUGGAAAUCUUGAAAUGCGAUUGAAACGGGGAGCGCUUUGUUCACUGACGUUAAACGCACACGCCGCAGAGCCGGGGGUAGCCUGGCGCGGAGCAGCCCAUGAGGAAGAGGGGACGGGUAGGUGAGCCUUCCUCCCGCCACCUGCCACAGAGCCCUGCGUAGCGACGGAGCCCAGCAGCUCUGCGCUGGGGCAGGUGGAUGCUCGGGAGAAAGAUCAGAGCUUAGGGAAGUCCCACCGCGUCCCUCCUUGUCACUGGAGCUGCUGCUGCCGGCGCGUCUGAGCCGUGGCAUCGCUCACCGGCUCCCAGCUCUGUCGGGGACACAACGGGUGCCGUGCGUUGGGUUUAAGCGACCGAGCCCAGUCUGGGUCCACAGGGCAGAGCCCAGGGCUCGGUGGCUCUGUGGGGGACAGCACGGUUCGGUUUCCAAACCAGCACGCCAGUAUCCAUUCCCAAUUAUCCCAAAUGCAGGCAGCCCAUGCUGGUGUGUGAAUACAGGUGGUGCCGAGUUUUGUUUUGGGAAGAGAAGGGGAAAAAAUAACCAAUACGUCCCCGAUGUGAAAUCCUGGGAAUUUUCCCAUUCCCCCAGUGCUUUCGAUUUGGUUUGAAAUGCCAUGAUCUCCCACUGGGAUGGAAACUGCACGUGGUUGAGCCCUUCGUGGGGCUGGGAGCGCUUCCCAUGGCCGUGGCCACCCUGGGGAGAGCGGGGCUGGAGGAGACCCUCGGGUUUGGUUGUCAGGGGACCCCUGAACCACGCUCACACUGUGUCAUGGCUGGGUUGGAAGGGAGGAAGCCUUACAGCCUGUACUGGAUGUUGCGUGUGCUCAAACUGGUCGGCAUCGCUGGUCCGGGCAGGGCACUGGGAGGCUUUACUGGCCACUUGCCAGAGGUUGAUGGUGUUCCCAGCACUGUUGCUGGGUCCCAAGGCACUGGGAGCCGCACGGGGUGAUGCCGGUGGCUGGCUCGAAGGCAGGGAGAGGAGCAGAGCCUGUGGACACGUGGCUGGUACCUGGGGAGGGCGGGUUGGCAUCUUCCAGGAGGAAGGGUGGCUUCGGAGGGGCUUCCUCCCACGGCGCAGGGGUGGGCUGCGGGGUGUCAGGCUGCGCGCAGCUGGCCCCUCUCCAGCACUCACCAGCCACCUGGGUGGGCACCGCUGGGGGCUGUGGUCAGCAGAGCUGCUCCAUUUACACCUCUUGGUUGCAGGUAUCUCACCAUCACUUUUUUUAAGUAUGCCAUCACUUGCCUUUUUAAACAAAGUUGGAAAAACCCCACGUUUUUAACACUAACACAAACCACAGCACCUCCUGGGUACAUCCUGCAGCUGCUUUCCCAAGAUCUUUUGCUGAUCUGAGCGUUUUAAACCUUCCGUCUCCCUGCCACUGUGUUGUGAGUCCUGUCCUGGCACCAGCCUUGUGCCAGGUCGCUGGUGACCCCUGGGAUAUUGUCCCAUCCCGAUGGGAGCACGGGGGGACACAGAGCUGGAGGGAACUGGAUUUAUUUCCCUCUGCGGCCAUGCGUGUCCCCAGCCCGGCACCAUGCUGAGCAUCACCCGGCAGCCCCGGCACAGCAGCAGGCAAUGCCUUUUUGUUGUUGUUUUCUGAUUUUUAAAUCUUUCAUCCAGCAUUAACUUCAAGCUCUCAAACGCCGCACCUGUAGCAGGAAGCGAGCGCAGUCCUGAGGUGCCGCCUGGGUUUUGCCACAGCAGGGCUUUCUCUUCUCCGUGAGGGAAUUUCCUCUGUCCUUAAUCUAGUACAGUUCCAGCCUUAUUUUUCUACUCCAGAUUGCUGAUUCUUCCUCUAUGUUAGAGACCAGUGCAUGGUGCUAUAGCCGGUGACCCAGGCAAGUGCCCGAGCUGCAGGUCAGCCAAAGCCACCUGCACUCCGCACGGCAGCAAGCCAGCGGCCGAGGUUACAGCAUGCCGCUGCUCCGCUCGGGAUCCGGGCCGGGGCUGUUGGGCCCCCCACCCGUUAUCGGCUUGUGGUGCCCGAGGGGGCUCCCCGACACCCCCACCCAGGUGGGUGUCAGCCCUGCCUGCGUCCAGCCCUCCCCAGCCCCUGGGGUGGCUGAUGGGGUGGCUCAGACCCGCGGCGCUGGGCGGGGUGCUGCACCAGGAAACACGGUGGGAUGCUAUGCCGGCAAACGUGGCGAGAUGCUCUGCCGGCAAACACGGUGGGAUGCUGGGCCAGCAAACGCAAUGGGAUGCUGGGCCGGCAAAUGUGGUAGGAUGCUCUGCCGGCAAACGCGGUGGGAUGCUCUGCCGGCAAAUGCAGUAGGAUGCUGGGCGGGCAAACGCGGUGGGAUGCUGGGCCAGCAAACGCAGUGGGAUGCUCUGCUGGCAAAGCCAGCCAGGCACGCCACAGUCCAGCAAGUUGGGGUCAGUCUGCCUCCCCCCUCGUCCUUCCACCCGCGAGGGCCACACUCACCCCCAGUGUCUUGCCCUGGCCGUGCCGCGGUGCCGGCGGUGGGAUGGCCGGCGAGGGGCGAGGCAGCGGGUUGAGGUUCAGUGUGCGGCCGGAGCUGGGAGGAAGGCAGGGAGCAUCUGCUUGGGAUCCCCCGGGAGCCUGGGGAGAGGGCUGGGGGCUCCAGGGAUGCUGGUGGGCUGGCGGCAGCAGGGGCCUGCUGGCGGGUGCUGGUGUCUCUCAGUGAGCAACUCGUUAGAUGGAAAAAUCCUCGACUUCUUUUUUUUUUUUUAAUUUUUUUCCUCAUCUGAGUAAAUCAGUGAUCAUACUGUAGAUGUUUUUGUAUAGCAUAAAUAUAAGUGCAAAUUACAGUAGUUGCUUGUACUUUGUUAGUGCAUUUGCCAAAAAAAAAAAAAAAAAAAAAAAAGAAAGAAAAAAGGGAGAAAAAAAACAACACAAAAAAAAGACACUUUUCAGGACUUUUUAAGUGCUCCAGAUCACGAAGGGGAAUCGGAGCCCGUGUGCCGCUGCUGGGGUGUGGGGCAGGCACUGCCAGCGGCCCCGGCUCCACAAAGGCCUUUUUUUGCCCAUAAACACAUGCCCGAAUCUGUCUGGCGUUUCUUUUUAGCAUGUGGUGAAGCUGUUGCCAAAAAUAGGAAGGAGAGAGACUGCAAAAGAAAAGGGAGAGAGGAAACAUUGCUUCUAUUUAAUUUUUUUUUGCUCCAUUUUCCUUGUCCUUCCCUCCCUGUCUUGGGGACCAUCCUGGUGGCGCAGCCGGAGCCGGGAGACGCCCGGGCACCCGCACGGCACCACCAUUGGGUCUGGUGGCCUGGUGCCGAGCAGAUCCCCCUUCCUCCGAGUACUUAAAAAGUCAACUUUAAUUAACAAAGUAAAAAUAAUGCAUUUACUUCAUCAAGCAGAAGCCACGCGUCUUGAUACUUUGCGCUCUUAAUUUUUUCUCUCUGGACUAUUAUUAUUAUUAUUAUUAUUAUUAUUAUUAUUAUUUGCCAAACUCUGAUCUUGUUGCCAAAUGCCAAUCAAGGUUUGUAAAGACUGUACUUAGGAAGUAAUCGGUGUCUGUAACGUAGGCUCCUCAUAACGUCCACAUUUUUGGAUCUCUUUGAUUUUUAUUUCUGGUGUGCCAUAGACCAAUUUCUUGCACAGUGUUUUUUUGUGGAAUUGUUGUUCAGAAGUGAAUUGAUAACACAAUAAAAAGGCUCACUUUUCAUUUUGCCAGA